UGAUUUUAUAUUGUUUAUUUUAGGAACCUUUGGAGGUUGAAGCUAAGGGGGAGCCAGAGAAGGUUGAGGAUAAAGCACCUGAAGGCUGGAAAGCGCCCCGAGCCGGUUUGAAGUUUAAUCCUCAGCUACAUGCUAAGCGGGAAGCUAGAAAGGAGAAGAGAAGGUUGGAGGAAGAAGCAAGACUAAAAGAGGAGGAAAGAAUCAAGGAAGAAAAAGAGAAAGAAGAACAGAAGAAAGGAGGAAGAAGUUCUAAGGGUACAAUCAAGGGAAUGUUCGCGAAGAUUGCGAAGAGAAAGGCGGAGGAGGCCAGCUCGGGGAAUACUAAGAAGGCAAAGAUGGAAAACGAAAGAUGCAAGAUAUGCAGCCAAAUCAUUCAUCCCGACUUUAUUACAAUGUACGUCGGCCCACAUACCCUGGCCAGAGAUGAACUUGUAGUACUGUUUUGUGAACCAGAACUGCUAAUCGAUUCAGAAAAUUACCAGGAUAAACCCGAAGUUAGUCUCUCAGACUAUCAAGUUUUUGAUGAGGAGGGUCACCUCAUUCAUAUGAACUCAGGGAUACUGGAGAGUGGAGCGAAAGUCAUGUUUGACGGUGUUGUUAAGGACUUGAUGGACGCGGGGAAGGGUCAUCAUAUAAAAUCUUGUGUGAUGACUUCCUGGUGGAACUCUGGGUUUGACGGCGGAGAAAACGUUUUAAUAGGAUUUAGUACGCAGGAUGCAAACUACUACUUGAAAGAACCUCAUCCGAACUACAAACCGUUCAUGUUGGACACGUGGGAGCAAUCUUUCCUUGUAAAAUAUAUGAUUGAGUUUCUGGAGGAGGAAGAUGAAGGAGAUGAGGAGAAUGAUGAUGAGAACGAAGAUGGAAUAUAUGAAAGAUUCCUUGAUUAUCUGUCUGGGAUGUCCCCGCCCCGCCCCGAGAUACCAGAGUUUACUUCCGAGUCAGUUAUUAAGCACGCAGAGUUUCUUGUAAGCCAGAUACUCAGUUACCAGCAGGCCGGUGAUCCAGACGAAAAGAAGUUUAUGGACUCGCCUCUCAUUAAGAGAAUUUGUGAGCUCGCCGGGGUACAGAAAGCCAGCAUAAAAAAGUCCUCUAAGCUUGUAGUUGACAGAAAACAGUCUCAGAAACCUAAGUUCGAAUCCGCCAUGGUCACUCCCCUUGUUCGGCUAGUUUUUGAGAAUUUAUUUAAAGAACAGAUGGCUGAGGAAGAGAACCCGGGGAAGGUGGUGAAGGCUGAAGUUAGACCGGCUAAAGAAACAAAGAAAUCUUCGUUCAAGUCUCAGGGCAAGUCCAAGGGAAAAAAGGAGAACUUUAAAUGGAUCGGAGACGACUGCAAACAAGCAGAGAUUGAUGGAGAUAUUAUUGUUCCUGGAGAUAAUAUAAUGCUGGAUCCUGGAGCAGAAGAUACAGAACCAUUUGUAGGAACGGUUCUUUACAUGUACAACGAUAAGGAAACACCGAUGGCCCAUGUCCGUUGGUUCGCCCGAGGAGUAGAUACUGUUCUAGGAGAAACUGGAGAUCCAGCUGAACUGUUCCGACUCGAUACUUGUGACGACGAACCUCUGCUAAGCUACGUUGGGAAAGCAAGUGUGGAGAUGCUAGGAAUGCCGGAUCCUGAAAAGUGGAGUAAGCUGGGUGGUUCAACUCCAACAACCUUUGAGAGAGAUUCGGAUUCAAGUUUCUUUUGUUCUUUAUGGUACGAUGCUGAACUCGGAAGGUUCGAGUAUUCUGAAGAGACGGGUAAAACCAGUGUCUCUGGAGAAGAUUGUGAGAUCUGUCUCCUGAAAAAGGAGAAAGAGAAACGAUUUAUUCCGCAAACUAAGACUAAAUCGGGAUCAGAGAUCACCAGUGUAACCUGGGAUCAGGCAGAGCUCAAGGUAGGGGACACGGUUUACUUGAGUCCUGGAUCUGUAAAGAUGAAAACUAAACCUGCUAAACUUGAAAAGGAGACGUUCAAGAAGGAAAACGUAGACGAGGAUUUGUAUCCUGAGUACUACAGGAAGACUGAUCACGUGAAGGGGAACAACUUCAACACUCCGGAUCCGUUUAUUGUUGCAAGAAUACUUAAGUUUAAGGCUGAAGGAAAGGAGAUCAAGCUGAAGGUUGGAUUAUUCUACAGACCCGAAAACAUCGUCAAAUCCAAGGAUAAGGAGGAGGACAACAUGUUCCUGUUGUACUGGAGCGAAGAUUCAGACUGGGUGGCAGGUUCCGAUAUUGAGGGUAGAUGCUAUUUAAGAUGUGGAGAAGAUGAGUAUGAGGAAGUUACUGAGUGGUGUGAGAAGGGUCCAGAUAGAUGGGUUUUCAGGAACAUGUUUAAUUCUGGAUCGAAAACUAUUGACUCUCUACCUGCUGAAGCUAAAGAAUUCGGUUCAGACCCCGCAGAUCACCUGAUUCCCAGCUAUCCUCAAGUUAAAAAGAAGCUAAGAAGCCUGGAUAUAUUUGCUGGAUGUGGAGGAUUAAGCCAGGGUCUGCAUGAUUCUGGAGUAGCGGAGACCCAUUGGGCUGUUGAAGUGUUCGAACCUGCUGCAAAAGCCUUCAAGCUGAACAACAAGGAACUAAAAUACACCCUUGCUGUACUAAGCCCCAAAACCCCCGAUCUUAAGAAUAAGAUUGUCUCUUCUAUACCGAGACCGAAGUUCUUUAUUCUGGAGAACGUAAAGAACUUUGCCAACUUCAAGAAGAGUAUGGUCAUGAAAUCCUGCCUCCGUGCUCUGGUUAAGAUGGGCUAUCAGUGCACCUUUGGGAUCAUGCAGGCUGGUCAGUUUGGUAUUGCGCAGACAAGGAGAAGAGCAAUCAUCCUUGCAGCAGCCCCAGGACAGAUUAAUAAUGGAGAGUCUAGGGAAGUGAUGAAGUACGGUGGAAACCCGAAGUCACAUUUCCAGAAGUAUAUAAGGAACUCUGGUGACGAACUUUACGACCAUAUAACCAAGAAAUUGGCUCCUCUGAUCGUGAAGAGGUUCGAAUAUAUUCCUACCACUCCAGGCAGUGACUGGAGGGAUCUUCCAAACAAGAUUGUGGAAUUGAGUGAUGGGAAGAUGAGCAAGAAACUACACUAUUUCUACGAAGAUAUUAAAAACGGAAAGAGCUCUAGUGGAAGUCUACGAGGAGUGUGUCCUUGUAUGGCGGGGGGAAAAUGCGAUCCUAAGGAUAACCAACAGAACACGUUGAUUCCCUGGUGUCUGCCCCACACCGCUAACCGGCACAACAACUGGGCCGGACUCUACGGCAGAGUCGAGUGGGACGGUUUUUUCUCCACAACCAUCACAAACCCGGAGCCCAUGGGGAAACAAGGGCGAGUGCUUCAUCCAGAUCAAAACAGAUUGGUUUCAGUUCGAGAGUGCGCCAGGUCUCAAGGAUUUCCUGACACCUACAGAUUCUACGGGUCUGUUUUAGAGAAGCACAGACAGAUAGGAAACGCUGUUCCUCCACCCCUGGGACGUGCUCUGGGUGUUUCCAUCCUUCACUCUCUAGAUUGCAAUAAGCAACAGUGA
This is a messenger RNA of Eurytemora carolleeae, 3491 nucleotides long. Its product is annotated as DNA (cytosine-5)-methyltransferase 1. Gene Ontology annotation, cellular component: nucleus. The coding region runs from base 270 to 3491 and encodes 1073 amino acids. The record is from RefSeq and is a predicted model, not a curated record. The transcript has 38 exons. Lineage: Eukaryota; Metazoa; Arthropoda; Copepoda; Calanoida; Temoridae. Gene Ontology annotation, molecular function: DNA (cytosine-5-)-methyltransferase activity; chromatin binding.